AUGUCCACCGCCCCUCGAAUGGCGCCCAUGGACGGAUACGUCAAAGUGGGGUCCGGGCGAAAACCCCUUCGAACGUCGCUGAGCUCGACUUCGGGGAUGUGCAACUCAAGCUUUUUUUUCUCGCGUCUUUGCCGUCACUUCCGCCUGCGUCGUCUUCUAUUGGGUCGUUUUGUCUCCUAUAGCAGGCGAUCGAGACCUGCUGGACCUCCCCAAAGAUCGAUCAAAGAUGCUCGCACGCCUGACGAAUCGACUCCCAUCCCAGCUCGGCGGAAGCUCGACAAAACUUGCAUCAUCCUCCGGAUCAAGACCGGGCUUUCGCAACCCUGCGCACGUACCCUCCAAGAAGCGACCGACGUAUCAGUUGUCCGAGUUCAAUUGCAACCCUUUCGAAGAGCUAGGUCGGCUGAUCGUCAAUGUGGAGGAUGUCACCGCGAAUGUGUGGGCCCCUUACGAUCGAUCCUGCGCGCCUUCAAACUACAUGAAGGAUCUCUAUCGAUCCGCGGACGACAACGUACCAUUCACGCCCAGAACAGCUUCAGCAAUAGAGGAGAUCGGAGAUGGACCAGGUGCAUCCCGACGUUGGCUCCCUUUGCUCGUCGAUCGAACGGUUCUCAUCCACGGGGAUUCAAUCGAUCGCUUCCACCUCAAAGAUUUCUGCGAGCUCGUGAAAGGCGAACUGACCUUAAUCGACCCCAAACAUCCCGAAUCGCCACCUCCUCAUCGUUCAUCGGAACAUCUCUCUCCUGGGGUGUCGGAAGAGGAGCGUAAUCGCCGAAAGGAGAAGGAAGCGACAUGGGAAAAGCGACCGACCGAAGGCCACGUCUUGACCAAUCCUUGGGUGUGCAACGUCCAGGAGUACAAUUUCACCCUCAUCAAUGUCUUUACAUGGGGAUUGGAAGGUGCCGAAGAGUUUUUCGAGACUGAACGAUGGUACCAUCCUCCUGGUGAGAUGUUCUUGAAUUGCUGCUUUGUGACGAGUCAAUCGAGACUGAUUAUGUAGCCUGAAUUCUCACUGCCAGCUACGUGGACUGAACGCCUGGAAGCCAUCACCCUACCUCUUUUGAACAACCUCGCCCGUCACUUUAACCGACCGCAAAUCAGAUACCCCGAUCUGGUGGAGCUCAACUCGGGGUAUUGGGAUCUGCGAAAAUACACCGAGGGUGCGCAGCGCUCUCCCGUUUAGCGAACGGACUCGGAAAGCUGACACUAUUGCUCGUCUCUUUCGAGCAGAGGACUUUGUCGCAGCAGGGUGGAAGACAAGACCAUAUCCGGAAGACUCGCCGAUCCCUUAUCAGAACCUCCAACCUGGGCGAGAAGUCAUCUGGGAGAGGGAGGCGAGGAAAGCGAUUCGCUUCGCAGCAAGGGCCUUCAAAGGUCCUGAUGGGACCCCCGCGAAUGGACCGGCGAUCCUUUGGAGGACUCUGCAUCAUCCUCCGAGGCAUAAAUACGCUCCUUAUAAUGUAGGUCCCGAUCCGGAUCGAAGAGUGCGGGAUACCUGAGAGAAGGCAAAACUAAUUCAUUGACCUUCUUUGGGUUCGGCGCUGCACAGCGAGUUUUCGCACUCGACAACCUCGCGAGAAAAGUCGUUCUCGAUCUUCAGAACGGUGUCACAACUCCCAUGGCUGCGCAUCAUGGAUCCCAUGACGUGGAUCUGAAUCUAGGGGAGAGGUUGCGGCUCGACGAGUCGGGUCGGUUGAUGUUGGGGCAGGAACAGCUAUUCCGCGAUUUGUUGCACCCGCUCGCGAUCCCGGGAAGUUAUUUUUGGGGAAAUAUCAUGCUUUACGAGUGAGUUUAAACUCCUUUCAGUCCCGCGAGAGAUUUUGAUUUCUGAUCCUCGCGCACUUGCUCAUUUUCGAAGGUUGAAACGAGUGGUCAAGGGCAUCGGGAGAGACUGGAGCGCCGAGCUGGAACGCUGGCAGGGUUGA
This is a messenger RNA of Microbotryum saponariae, 1925 nucleotides long. Lineage: Eukaryota; Fungi; Basidiomycota; Microbotryomycetes; Microbotryales; Microbotryaceae. The record is from the annotation of a GenBank genome assembly.